AUGAUUACAGAAAAGUUUUGCCUCACUCGGGACCGCCUUGUUUUACACCAGCAGCUUGCUUGUUAUCAGUCUUUCUGUGCCAUAUUGAAUGGCAAAGACAUAUUGGUUUACUAUCACAUGGAUAUGAAAAAGCUGCAGUUGCAAUUGACUGGCCACCACAGUGACAUCAGUGUUAUGACUUUUGGAAAAGGUAACAAGCCAGUUCUCUGUUCUGCCUCUAAUGAUUAUCUUAUCGUCUGGGAUAUUGAGAGUUGUCAGAGGAGGGCCAGAGAAGGCAAAAUUCCUGUUGGAACAGUUAUUGGGACAUUGGUGGGAGAAGUUAUUCAUCUUUCUUUUUCUUCUGCUGAUGAUAAAGUUGCUGCAUGUACUUUAGAUACUGUGUAUGUCCUGAACUCAAAGAAACAAGAAACAAUUUCAUCUUUAACUGGUCAUCUCGGAUCAUUAACCUCUGCAGAGUUUUGUUCUUGGAACAAUAAUAUUUUGGUCACUACGUCUGAGGAUCGUACUUUCAAGGUGUGGGAUUUACAGACUGAAUCUGUUAACUAUCAGUCAUUUGUCCUGUCUGGGUCUCCAUUGAUCAGUGUGAUAUUUUUGCCUGAAACACAACAGUUUUGUAUUGGAUCAUUGGAUGGCCAGGUAUGGUGCUUUUCUCUUACUAAUGUGGAAAAGUGCCACCUGGUGACCAAAACAGAUCUUCAAAAGGUAGAAAAAAGGUUCAGAAUACUUCAAGAGUCUUUGGGACAGCAAGCAGGAGGUACCAUACAAUGCCCAAGUGAAGUGGAGACUGCUAAACCCAUUCUUAAAAUGGAAUUGUCUUCUUUAACUGAUACAGAUGAGAAAAAGAGCUGGAUAUGCAUUGGAAGCACAAAUAGUCUAUACAUGUUGGACCUGGCAACCGCAGAAUUGUUAACAGUACUUUAUUUUAAAGAUUAUCCUGAGUUGAGCAUCACAAUGGCGGGGGCUUAUUCUACAUCUGUGAGCCAAGCUGAUAACUCUAUUCUGCUGUUUGUGAGCUCUUUGUUUACUCCAUGUUUGAGUCUGUUGGAGAUAAAUAUCUGUGACCUGCAGAAGACCUGGGUUAAAGGUGAAGGGCUUUCUGUGUUUCCGAGUUCUCCUCCACUGCCAGAAUCUCCUCUGAAUGCACAAUUAAAGAAGAAGGAUGUCAGCAUUCCUAAAAAGAAAGCGGGAAUUAAAGAUCAAUCCUUAGUCUUCAACACAAAAGUGAAGUCAUCUGGGUACACCAGUGCUCCGAGAAGAGUUAUGUUCACUUCCAAAACAAAUGUUAAAAAAGGUCUACCAUCAAAGACUACCAAUGCAAAAAGAUUUAAAGUUCAAGAUUACCCUGAUGAUUGUACAGUACCAACACUGUCAAGGAAGGAGUUUGUCACAUCAAGCAAACCUGUGUACACCAUGGAAUACUCGGGUGACGGAAAACAAGUCUUGUGUGGUCUUGGCGACUGCUCAGUGUUACUGUGUCGGUCUUCCCUGACAGGCAAACCCACUGUCUAUACAGGGCAUGACAAGGCGGUGAGCAGUGUGAGCUGGAGCCUCAGCAGACAGUGGUGGCUAAGUGCCUCCGAGGACCAGACGUUGCGAAUCUGGACCCACAAGAGCCCAGAGCCUGCUAUUGUAAUGGGUAACAAGGCCUUCUCCAAACCAAUCAGACGUGCUCAAUUUUACUAUCUGGACAAAUUCAUACUUGUGGCAUCAGGACGUUUGCUUCACAUGUAUCUGUACGAUAUAGACACUAAUCAUGAUGACAUCAAAAGGUACCAACAGCAUAGUGCUGUCAAAUUGGCAACAUCAUUGUCUAUAUCAGCAACUGAGAUUACAGCUUUGUCUUCAGCCAAUGAUUUCUUAUCUUACAUCGUUUUGGUGUGUGGAUCGGAUCGGUCCAUCCAGAUGUUUGACAUGAACAGAGGUGCAGUUGCUGCAGAGUUACCGGAUGCCCACAGUCGAGCAGUCCACUGCAUUACACAGAACAAGGGGUCAUUGUUCAGCGUUCAGGCUUCUGAUUCAUAUAAUCUCUUCCUCACAAGUGCUGUUACAGAUGGCAUCAAGAUCUGGGACCUUCGAAGCCUUAGGUGUGUGCGGAGAUAUGAAAACCAUGUAAAUCGUUGCCACUCCUGCUCCUGUGCUCUUUCACCCUGUGGGCACUACAUUGCAACAGGAUCAGAAGACAAUUGUGCCUAUGUCUACGAUGUUCGAAGCAGUAGCUACCUCCACAAGCUGCACAAAGAGUCAUCACCAGUGCUCAGCGUGGUCUUCAAUCCUUCCACUCCAGAGCUGCUCACAGGGACUUUGGAUGGGAGGCUCCGACUGUUUCAGCCCAGCACUGGACAAUGUUUGUCUUCAAAUACAAGUACUGUUGCAUAGGACCACC
Molecule: messenger RNA, 2383 nt
Organism: Periophthalmus magnuspinnatus
Lineage: Eukaryota; Metazoa; Chordata; Actinopteri; Gobiiformes; Gobiidae
Gene: wdr27
Product: WD repeat domain 27
Exons: 24
Coding region: 1-2376 (791 amino acids)
Molecular function (GO): protein binding
Source: RefSeq, a predicted model, not a curated record